AUGGUGCUCUACAUAUUGGUAUUGGUUUUCAUCAAAUCAAUAAGCACAGCUCCUUUAAUAGAAUAUGACUUUUUUGAGGACAUUGAUAUAAAUGGGAACAGUGUAGGAGCGGAACUGGGCGACUAUUUCGAGGGGGACAUAAUCCUGAACCCUGAACAAAAGGCUGCUAUAGCGACUGCGCAGGAGUCGAGAAACGGUCUGCGAGGCGGCGCGAAACGCUGGCCCAACCAAACUGUUGUUUAUAGCAUAGAAGAAGAUGACUUCGAUGAAGAAGAAAUUGAAAUGAUAAAGGCAGGGAUGGACGACAUAGCCAGUAAGUCCUGCAUCAAGUUCCGACAGAAGGAAAACGAAGAACACGCUGUAUUAAUUAAGGGAUCAGCCAACGGAUGUUUCUCGAACGUUGGCUACAGCACUACUCAUGAUGAGGGCGAGGAACACCAGGUACUGAACUUGGCUCGCGGCUGCUUCAAGCACGGCACGGUGGUUCAUGAGAUGCUGCACACCAUCGGCUUCUACCACAUGCAGAGCACUUACGAUAGAGACGAUUUUGUCGAGAUUGUAUGGAAGAAUAUUAGAGCAGGCACUGAGCACAACUUUGCGAAAUACACGAGCGACACAGUAACAGACUUCGGUGUUCCCUACGACUACGGCAGCGUCAUGCAUUACCCAGAGACCGCGUUUUCCAAGAACGGGGAGAAAACCAUUAUUCCUACACAGGAAAACGUGAAGAUAGGGCAAAGAAAUGGGCUCUCGGAAAGCGAUAUAAUCAAAUUAAAUAAAAUGUACUGCGAAGUCUCCAAGGAAAUUCCGAUUAGCUACAUUGAUUAGCGAGUAAUUGGACUAAAAUUUGUAACAAAGACAGUUCACGCUCGAUUCAGCUAUACGGUAUAUCUACCUAUUAUAAAUUUAAAGUAUUUUAUAAGAACUAAGAAGUUUUUUGUUGUAAACAGCUAUGCACACUACACAGCCUACAAGGUA
Molecule: messenger RNA, 978 nt
Organism: Aricia agestis (brown argus)
Lineage: Eukaryota; Metazoa; Arthropoda; Insecta; Lepidoptera; Lycaenidae
Product: zinc metalloproteinase nas-7-like
Exons: 7
Coding region: 1-828 (275 amino acids)
Biological process (GO): proteolysis
Molecular function (GO): metalloendopeptidase activity; zinc ion binding
Source: RefSeq, a predicted model, not a curated record